AUGGCGGUGACUGACACCAUGGCAGCCCCCAGGCAGAGGAAGGGGGUCAGGCUCGCAGACGCCGCUGACGAGCAGCUCGCACCGGAGAAGGACGCGAAGCCUCGUGGAGAAAUCCAGGCGGAUCAUACAGGUGGAAAGCUGUGGAACAUACUUUCAUUAACAGUUGGUGGGAUUGUUGCAGUCUGUCUUGGACUUCUUACUUCUGUUUAUAUAGCUACACUGCAUGAAAAUGACCUCUGGUUUUCCAAUAUUAAGGAAGUAGAGAGAGAAAUUUCAUUCAGAACAGAAUGUGGACUAUAUUAUUCCUACUACAAACAGAUGGUCCAGGCUGCAUCCAUCCAGCAAGGUUUACAUGGUUUAGUAUAUGACAAUAAAACUGAAUCUGUGAGGACAAUUAACAUACUUGAAAGAAUGAAUGUUUACCAGGAGGUGUUUCUCAGCAUUCUGUAUAGGAUUCUUCCAAUUCAGCAAUACUUAGAGCCUGUUUAUUUUUAUAUCUACACUUUGUUUGGACUUCAGGCAGUUUAUGUCAUUGCUCUAUAUGUAACAAGCUGGCUUCUUAGUGGAACAUGGCUUUCAGGGUUGUUGGCAGCUUUCUGGUAUAUUACAAACAGAGUAGAUACGACAAGAGUAGAAUUCACCAUUCCUUUAAGAGAGAACUGGGCACUGCCGUUCUUUGCAGUUCAAAUAGCAGCCAUCACAUACCUGCUCAGAACUCAUUUACAGCCUGCUCACGAAAGAUGGACACUUCUGGCUGUAUUCAUAGCAACCUUCUUCUUUAGCCUGACCUGGCAAUUUAAUCAGUUUAUGAUGCUGAUUCAGGCAUUGGUAUUAUUCAUACUGGACUGCUUGGACAUGCUUCCCACAGCAAAGGUUACAUGGCUCUAUAUCAUUCAAGUUUCUGGAUUACUGCUAGUCUGUGUCCUGCAGUUCUUUAAUUCCAUGAUUCUUGGAUCAUUACUUAUCAGUUUUAAUGCUUCUGUCUUGAUAGCAAGGACAAUUCAGAAAAAUCUAAAAAAGGGAGGCUUGCUUAGCAGGCUUGGGAAACUUCUUCUCCAUGUGCUGUUCGUUUCAUGCUUGACCCUUCUAGUCAAUAAACUCAUCAAGAAAAUUCUAAAUCUUGAGUCAGAUGAACAUAUAUUCAAAUUCCUGAAAGCAAAAUUUGGAUUUGGGGCUACAAGAGAUUUUGAUGCUAACCUGUAUCUUUGUGAAGAAGCUUUUGGUUUACUACCAUUAAAUACUUUUUCAAGACUUUCGGAUACUUUACUUUUUUACGUCUACAUUUUUGUUCUCUUCCCUAUGACAGUAACAGCUGCAAUUGUUGCCUUUCAGAACCUCAGUGGUUCAACUAAAGUUGAAAAAUCCCUGGAAAGAAAGGAAGACUGCACAAUAGCACUAAAGCCUGAAACUGCUUACAACUUGAUUCACACAGUCCUUUUUGGAUGUUUAGCAUUAAGCACAAUGAGAAUGAAAUACCUCUGGACAUCCCACAUGUGUGUAUUUGCAUCAUUUGGUCUGUGCAGUACAGAAGUAUGGGGACUUAUCCUGAAAUGUGUUCGUCUCUACACAUCACGAAGGAUAUCUGUGAUUAGAUACUCUCUACCAGUAGUUGUGUUACUGUACAUUUCAUAUAAGUUCUGGCCAGGAAUAAUGGAUGAACUCUCAGAGCUGAGAGAAUUCUAUGACCCAGACACUGUGGAGCUGAUGAACUGGAUUAAGUCAAACACUCCAAGCACAGCAGUGUUUGCUGGGAGCAUGCAGCUACUAGCAGGAGUCAAACUGUGCACUGGACGGGUCUUAACUAAUCAUCCCCAUUAUGAAGAUAAGAAUCUGAGAGAGAGAACAAAACAGAUUUAUCAGAUCUAUGCAAAGAGAUCUCCUGAAGAUGUUUACAGGAUACUGCAAUCGUUUGGCACAGACUAUGUGAUCCUAGAAGACAGCAUAUGUUACGAGAGAAGACACAGUAGAGGCUGUCGGUUACGUGACCUGCUUGAUAUAGCUAAUGGUCAUAUCAUGGAUGGUUUGGGAGAGAAUGAACCUGAUCUGAAACCUUCGUUGUAUCCUCGCUUCUGUGAGGAAAUUAAAAGAAAUCUGCCUUCUUAUACUGUACACUUCACUAGAGUGUUUCAGAACAAAACAUUCCACGUUUACAGACUUGCUAAGCAUAAAUAGCAUUUCCAGCAAUGGCUUCAAGUUCAGUAUUUCAGUGCUAGAGCCCACAUUAG
Molecule: messenger RNA, 2225 nt
Organism: Tinamus guttatus (white-throated tinamou)
Lineage: Eukaryota; Metazoa; Chordata; Aves; Tinamiformes; Tinamidae
Gene: DPY19L3
Product: dpy-19 like C-mannosyltransferase 3
Cellular component (GO): nuclear inner membrane
Molecular function (GO): mannosyltransferase activity
Source: RefSeq, a predicted model, not a curated record